AUGAGUGCCAUCCAGGCGAAACAGACGAACCCACCUCAAGAGAAUGAGCAGAAAGACAAUGCAGCGGAUACUGCUCAGAAGCCCAGGAAGCGUCACCAGUGCAUUUUACAAGACUGCAACAAGAGCUUCAACACAGAGUCGCAUCUUGAGAUCCACAUCCGCGCUCAUACGGGUGAUAAGCCAUUCCCUUGCAAAGCACCAGGAUGUGGCCAAUCAUUCUCGCAGCUGGGUAACCUCAAGACGCACGAGAGGCGUCACACAGGAGAGCGACCCUACAGCUGCGACAUUUGCGGCAAGACAUUCUCUCAACGUGGCAACGUUCGAGCCCAUAAGAUCGUUCACCAACAGAUUAAGCCCUUCAGUUGUAAGCUGGGCGAUUGUGACAAGCAGUUCACUCUGCUAGGCAACCUCAAGUCGCACCAAAACAAGUUCCAUGCCGCUACGCUCAGGCAUCUUACCACGAAGUUUGCGGCCAUCAACCCUGGCGAUUAUGUCUCGCAAGAGGACAAGGAGCUUUGGGAGUACUUUGCCUCACUGUACAAGAACUCCAACAAGGGUAUCAAAGGCCGAGGCAAGGACAAACCCAUCUCGGCUACAUCAUAG
This is a messenger RNA of Alternaria atra, 603 nucleotides long. RefSeq lists its product as uncharacterized. The record is from RefSeq and is a predicted model, not a curated record. The transcript has 3 exons. The coding region runs from base 1 to 603 and encodes 200 amino acids. Lineage: Eukaryota; Fungi; Ascomycota; Dothideomycetes; Pleosporales; Pleosporaceae. Gene Ontology annotation, cellular component: nucleus. Gene Ontology annotation, molecular function: RNA polymerase II cis-regulatory region sequence-specific DNA binding; DNA-binding transcription factor activity, RNA polymerase II-specific. Gene Ontology annotation, biological process: regulation of transcription by RNA polymerase II.